Molecule: messenger RNA, 903 nt
Organism: Sinocyclocheilus grahami
Lineage: Eukaryota; Metazoa; Chordata; Actinopteri; Cypriniformes; Cyprinidae
Gene: casp21
Product: caspase 21, apoptosis-related cysteine peptidase
Exons: 6
Coding region: 100-903 (267 amino acids)
Biological process (GO): proteolysis
Molecular function (GO): cysteine-type endopeptidase activity
Source: RefSeq, a predicted model, not a curated record
UGAAAGCAAAAGGAGAGGGAAAUGUAGAAUGAGAGAAGUGCGAUUGUAAGAAGCUUGACUUUCUUGCACAAGGCUCUGUGGUGUGAAUCAAGUCUCCGAAUGAGUUCGCAAGGUUCCGAAGGUCACAGUGCUGUGAAGAUGCCCUGUGUGUUUGAGCCUUAUAAGAAGCAUAAACACGUAGGCAAAUGUCUAAUCAUCAGUAAUGAGCACUUCCGCUCACCACAUUUAUGUAGAAAAGGCUGUUCAGUGGACGAACACUUACUGUCGAACACGUUCAAGUCCCUGGGAUUUCAUGUACAAGUGGAGAGGAACUUGUCAGCUAAUGAAAUGAUCGGUGCACUGAGGAAAGUUUCUAAGGAGAACCACACAGACAAUUCCUGCUUUGUGUGUGUACUGAUGAGCCAUGGAGAGGAAGGAACAAUUCUGGGAUCGGAUGAGCGCUGGAUCCCUGUCAAAACUCUAACCUCUCUCAUGACCUCUGACCUCUGCCCUAGUCUGCGGGACAAGCCAAAACUCUUCUUCCUACAGGCAUGCAGGGGGCUGGAAUAUGACCCUGGUGUUGAGGCAGACAGUGUAGAAGCACCGGGGGAAUUUUUUGGAAUAUCUGACGCUCCCGAAGCAGAUUUUCUCUGCUGUUAUUCCACAGUGGAAGGGUACUACUCUUGGAGAAAUCCAGAAACAGGCUCUGUAUUUAUCCGUGAACUUUGCAAGAUGUUGAUGGACUGUCAUCUAGAGAUUAUUCAGAUUCUGACAAGAGUAAAUCAUUGCGUGGCCAAUCAGUUCCAGUCUUACACCAGAGACCCGGAUACACAUCGAAAGAGACAAAUGCCGUGCUUUGCCUCCAGACUGACCAAGGAGUUUUACCUCCAUGUGCCAGAGAAGAAAAAUACAUUUUAUUUUUAA